AUGUCAAGUGAGAAGGUAAAAAGAGUGGAAGCAGAUGCAACUGAUUUAUUAGCCAGUCUUUCAAUAGACAAAAGUGGCGAAAAACUUGAAGAAAUCAAAAAGGGAUCAACACCUGAUCCUUCUGAUUUAUUGGGUGGUCUUUCAUUAAAAGAAGGUGAUUCCAAAAAACCUGAAGAAAAGAAAGAAGUUGUUGAAGAACCUGAAAACAAAGAAAUUAACGACGAUAAGAAAGAUGAAGACAAAAAAGAUGAAUCAAAAGAUGAAGUUAAGGACGGAGAUGGAGCCAAAGAGGAAACCAAGGAGGAAGUCAAAGAAGAAUCCAAAGAAGAACCUAAAGAACCUAAAGAACCUAAAGAACCAGCUACUAAUUUAAUUAAAUCAUCUUAUGAAGUUAAAGUUAAAUUAGCUGAUAUUCAAGCUGAUCCUAACUCACCAUUAUAUUCGGUUAAAUCAUUUGAAGAAUUAGGGUUGUCACCAGAAUUAUUAAAAGGGUUAUACGCCAUGAAAUUCAAUAAACCUUCCAAGAUUCAAGAAAAGGCAUUACCAUUGUUACUUUCAAAUCCACCAAGAAAUAUGAUUGGUCAAUCACAAUCAGGUACUGGUAAAACCGCUGCAUUUUCAUUGACAAUGUUAUCAAGAGUUGAUCCAACCAUAAAAAUGCCUCAAUGUCUUUGUUUAUCACCAACUAGAGAAUUAGCAAGGCAAACUUUAGAAGUCAUUACCACUAUGGGUAAAUUUACCAAUAUUACUACUCAAUUAGUCGUACCUAAUGCCAUUCCAAGAGGUUCAUCAGUUAAUGCCCAAGUAUUAGUUGGUACACCAGGGAUUGCUAUUGACCUUAUAAGAAGAAGACAAUUAAAUCUUAGCAAAAUGAAAGUUUUCGUUUUGGAUGAAGCCGAUAAUAUGUUGGAAGCACAAGGAUUGGGUGAUCAAGCUAUUAGAGUUAAAAAAGCUUUACCUAGAGGAGUUCAAUUGGUAUUAUUUUCUGCCACUUUCCCAACUGAAGUUCGUGAAUAUGCUGAAAGACUUGUACCUGAUGCUAAUUCUUUAGAAUUGAAACAGGAAGAAUUGAAUGUUGAUGGUAUCAAACAAUUAUAUAUGGAUUGUCGUUCCGAACAACAUAAAUUUGAAGUUUUAUGUGAAUUAUACGGGUUAUUGACCAUUGGUUCAUCAAUUAUAUUUGUUGAAAAGAAAGAAACUGCCGAUGUAUUGUAUGGUAAAAUGAAAAAAGAAGGUCAUACUGUAUCUGUUUUGCAUGGUGGUUUAGAUAAUACAGACAGAGAUAGAUUAAUCGAUGAUUUCCGUGAAGGUAGAUCCAAAGUUUUAAUCACAACCAAUGUUUUGGCUAGAGGUAUUGAUAUUGCAUCUGUUUCCAUGGUGGUUAAUUAUGAUAUGCCAACUGAUAAAUAUGGCAAACCAGAUCCAUCAACUUAUUUGCAUAGAAUUGGUAGAACUGGUAGAUUUGGUAGAGUUGGGGUAUCUAUUUCAUUUAUUCAUGAUAGAAGAUCAUAUGACAUUUUGAUGGCCAUUAAAGCAUAUUUUGGUAAUGUUGAAAUGACUAGAGUUCCAACAGAUGAUUGGGAUGAAGUGGAAAAAAUUGUUAAAAAAGUUAUUAAAAGUUAA
Candida albicans SC5314 is the source of this 1623-nucleotide messenger RNA. RefSeq names its product ATP-dependent RNA helicase (gene DBP5). Gene Ontology annotation, cellular component: cytoplasmic stress granule; nucleus. The transcript has a single exon. Bases 1 to 1623 code for a protein of 540 amino acids. Gene Ontology annotation, biological process: poly(A)+ mRNA export from nucleus. NCBI's taxonomy places the organism in Eukaryota, Fungi, Ascomycota, Pichiomycetes, Serinales, Debaryomycetaceae. The record is from RefSeq and is a predicted model, not a curated record. Gene Ontology annotation, molecular function: RNA helicase activity; ATP binding; RNA binding.